Messenger RNA from Cladophialophora bantiana CBS 173.52, 927 nucleotides. RefSeq lists its product as uncharacterized. Lineage: Eukaryota; Fungi; Ascomycota; Eurotiomycetes; Chaetothyriales; Herpotrichiellaceae. The record is from RefSeq and is a predicted model, not a curated record. Bases 1 to 927 code for a protein of 308 amino acids. Gene Ontology annotation, molecular function: oxidoreductase activity. The transcript has 8 exons.
AUGGCAUCUCAACCUUAUGAAUACACCGGGCCCGUGGAUUGCAGCAUUGUCCCCGACAAGAGUCAGUGCAAAGGAAAGAGUGUUGUUGUCACGGGGGCAGGUGCUAGCGGCUUAGGCGAGGCAUAUGUCCGAGCAUUUGUCGAUGCAGGGGCCUUUGUAACUUUUUGCGAUAUCAACGAGGACAAGGGAAAAGCGGUUGAGGCAGAACUGACUUCGCAACAUGUCUGUUUCGUCAAGUGUGACACAAGAUCUUGGGAUGAUCAAGUUCGAUUGUUUGAAGCCGCCAUCUCGCAAUCUCCUGAGAAAUCGCUUGAUAUUGUGAUUGCAAACGCAGGAGUUGGAAGGGGAGCGGGUGAUCCUCUGAUGCAAUUGGAAGACCCAUUUUCCACACCGACGAAACCAAGCCUCCAUAUAAUCGACAUCAAUCUAGUCGGCGUUUUGUACACGUUCAAGCUAGCUGUCCACUAUUUCCGUCGGUGUCCACAGGAUGCUCCUAGAGAUCGUUGCUUUAUUUUCAUCGGAAGUAUUGCUGGCAUUGUGGAUAAUCUGGGCAGCUGGGAGUAUUCGACCGCUAAGUUCGGCCUCCGAGGCCUCAUGAGAACUGUCAGAAGGCAUUCAUACCAUCAGGGGAUCAGAGUGGCAUAUAUUGCCCCCUAUUAUGUGCGCACAGUCAUACAAUCUGCCGCGACAUAUGAGUCAAUGCUGUCCAAGGGGAUUGAAUUUGCGGCAGUGGACAGCUGCGUCGCUGCAAUUAUGAGGGUCUCAUGCGACAAAGGGAUAAACGGCCACUCUUUCGUGAUUGUGCCAUACUCAGUUGCAAAGGAAGGGUUCAAAGACGCCGAAGAAGAUGACUGGACGGACGAGAACUAUUGGCUGCAAAAGUUCCAGAGGCUCGUAGUGACUGCGAGGGGAGAUGCGUGGAGCUAG